AUGGGCAUCCUUACUUACCCACUACUAUUCCUCUCUUUCAUCUCCAUCAUUUGCCCCUUUUCAUUUCCCACACUUUGCUUUUCAUUUUCCUUGAGCAUCCUUACUUACCCACUACUAUUCCUCUUUCAUCUCCAUUAUUUGCCCCUUUUCAUUUCCCACACUUUGCUUUUUUUCAUUUUCCUUUGGCAUCCUUACUUACCCACUACUAUUCAUCUUUCAUUUACAUCAUUUGCCCUUUUCAUUUCCCUCACUUUGCCCCUUUGGCAUCCUUACUUAUUAUUCCUCUCUUUCAUUUCCAUCAUUUGCUCCAUUUCAUUUCCCACACUUUGCUUGUUCAUUUUCAAUGGGCAUCCUUACUUACCCCUUACUAUUCCUCUCUUUCAUCUCCAUCAUUUGCCCCAUUUCAUUUCCCACACUUUGCUUUUCAUUUUCCUUGGGCAUCCUUACUUACCCACUACUAUUCCUCUUUUCAUCUCCAUCAUUUGCCCCUUUUCAUUUCCCACACUUUUACUUUUUCAUUUUUCCUUUAGCAUCCUUACUUACCCCGCUACUAUUCCUCUCUUUCAUCUCCAUCAUUUGCCUUUCAUUUCCCUUUUACUUUUUCAUUUCCUCAUCCUUACUUACCCACUAUUCCUCUCUUUCAUUUCCAUCAUUUGCCCCUUUUCAUUUCCCACACUUUGCUUGUUCAUUUUCCAUGGGCAUCCUUACUUACCCACUACUAUUCCUCUCUUUCAUCUCCAUCAUUUGCCCCUUUUCAUUUCCCACACUUUGCUUGUUCAUUUUCCUUGGGCAUCCUUACUUACCCACUACUAUUCCUCUCUUUCAUCUCCAUCAUUUGCCCCUUUUCAUUUCCCACACUUUGCUUUUUCAUUUUCCUUUGGCAUCCUUACUUACCCACUACUAUUCCUCUCUUUCAUUUCAUCUCCAUCAUUUGCCCCACUUUUGCUUUCCCUAUUUUCCAUCCUUACAUCAUUACUUGCCCUUUUUUCAUUUUCAUCUCCAUCAUGGGCAUUUCCUUUGUUUGUUCAUUUCCUUGGGCAUCCUUACCCACUACUAUUCCUCUCUUUCAUUUCCAUCAUUUGCCCCUUUUCAUUUCCCACACUUUUCUUGUUCAUUUUCCUUGGGCAUCCUUACUUAACCCUAGUAUUCCUCUCUUUCAUCUCCAUCAUUUGCCCCUUUUCAUUUCCCACACUUUUGCUUGUUCAUUUUCAAUGGGCAUCCUUAUACUAUUCCUCUCUUUCAUCUCCAUCAUUUGCCCUUUUCAUUUCCCCACACUUUGCAUUUCAUUUUCCAUCCUUACUUUUAUUCCUCUUUUUCAUCUCCAUCAUUUGCCUUUUCAUUUCCCACACUUUGCUUGUUCAUUUUCCUUUGGCAUCCUUACUUACCCACUACUAUUCCUCUCUUUCAUCUCCAUCAUUUGCCCCUUUUCAUUUCCCACUUUGCUUGUUCAUUUUCCAUGGGCAUCCUUACUUACCCACUACUAUUCCUUUCUUUCAUUUCCAUCAUUUGCCCUUUUCAUUUCCCACACUUUGCUUGUUCAUUUUCAAUGGGCAUCCUUACUUAACCACUUACCUCUCUUUCAUCUCCAUCAUUGCCCUUUUCAUUUCCAUCAUUUCAUUUUCAAUGGGCAUCCUUUUUAGUAUUCCUCUCUUUCAUUUCAUCAUUUGCUCCUUUUCAUUUCCAUUUUCAUUUUCAAUGGGCAUCCUUACUUAA
Acanthosepion pharaonis is the source of this 1713-nucleotide messenger RNA. Lineage: Eukaryota; Metazoa; Mollusca; Cephalopoda; Sepiida; Sepiidae. The record is from the annotation of a GenBank genome assembly.